Messenger RNA from Momordica charantia (bitter melon), 1081 nucleotides. It is a transcript of the gene LHCA2, whose product is annotated as photosystem I light harvesting complex protein. Gene Ontology annotation, biological process: photosynthesis, light harvesting. NCBI's taxonomy places the organism in Eukaryota, Viridiplantae, Streptophyta, Magnoliopsida, Cucurbitales, Cucurbitaceae. The record is from RefSeq and is a predicted model, not a curated record. Gene Ontology annotation, cellular component: membrane.
AUUCAUUCUUCAAUCCAAAUCCACACCAAUUUUACCAUUUGGCAGAGGCAAGUGAUCAGAGAUCUCACCCAAAAUGGCUUCGGCUUGUGCUUCCUCCGCCAUUGCCGCCGUCGCAAUCUCUUCAUCCAGUUCCCAGAAGAAUGGGUGCCCCAAGGCUUGUAAUUUCGUAACGGGGAAGAAGCUGAGGCUGAGAAAGUACACGGCAGCUGCCGUUGCUCCUCGGUCGGCUACGGUGUGCGCCGCUGCCGACCCCAACAGACCUCUCUGGUUCCCCGGCAGCACCCCUCCUCCAUGGCUCGAUGGCAGCCUCCCCGGUGACUUUGGCUUCGAUCCUCUUGGUCUUUCUUCUGAUCCGGAGAGCCUGAGAUGGAACCAGCAGGCGGAGCUGGUGCACUGCCGGUGGGCAAUGUUGGGGGCGGCCGGAAUUUUCAUCCCGGAAUUCUUGACGAAGAUCGGAAUUUUGAACACUCCGUCGUGGUACUCGGCCGGAGAAUUGGAAUACUUCACCGACACCACCACGCUCUUCGUGGUGGAACUCAUUUUCAUCGGUUGGGCCGAGGGCAGACGGUGGGCCGACAUCCUCAAACCCGGCUGCGUCAACACCGACCCGAUCUUCCCCAACAACAAGCUGACCGGAACCGACGUCGGGUACCCGGGCGGACUCUGGUUCGACCCGCUCGGAUGGGGCAGCGGUUCCCCCGAAAAGAUCAAGGAAUUGAGAACGAAAGAGAUCAAGAACGGGCGGUUGGCGAUGUUGGCGGUCAUGGGCGCGUGGUUCCAACACAUUUACACCGGCACCGGUCCCAUUGACAACCUUUUUGCCCACCUCGCCGACCCCGGCCACGCCACCGUCUUCGCCGCUUUCACACCCAAGUGAAGAUGGUGAAGGAGGAGAAAUUGAGGAGCAUAGGAGACGUAGCGGUGUGUUUGUGACUGAGGGAAAAAAAAAGUCUGUAUUAAUCAGAACUUGAAAUCUUAGUGUUUAUGUCUUCUGUGUAUGAUGCAAAUUAUCAAUUUAAUGUACAAAAUGAGAACAUAAAUCAAGGAAGUUUAGAUAUGCCUUUGCAUUCUACAAGGGAAA